Tetrahymena thermophila SB210 is the source of this 2208-nucleotide messenger RNA. RefSeq lists its product as hypothetical. The transcript has 4 exons. The record is from RefSeq and is a predicted model, not a curated record. NCBI's taxonomy places the organism in Eukaryota, Ciliophora, Oligohymenophorea, Hymenostomatida, Tetrahymenidae.
AUGAACAACUAUAACAAAGUUAAUUAAUUAGAUAAUUCUAAUGUUACUAGCAGUAAAUGUUUGAAUACCUAAAACAAUCAGCAAAGCUCAUAAUAGCUUAGAUCUAUAACACCGCCAAAAAGGCCAGCUGUUCUUUGCAGAAAAAAUUCUAACAUUAUAAAUCAAAAUUCUCUACUAUAAAAUAGCACAAAUAAGCACCUCCUUAAUAUGCCUUCUCCUAUAAAUUAAAAUUUAAUGAAUAAUUAAAUAUGGAUCAAUAACUAAUUAGAUUAGUCUUCUUCUAUGUAGCUUAGCUUUAAUAACCAAAAUAUAUAAUAUGUUGAAAGUAGUUAGUAGCUUAAGGCAAGUAAUUCUUCUGUUUGCUAAAGCAGAUCAAAUAGCACUGCUAAUUCUUCACUCAAUUUAUAAAAUCAACUUUCUUCUGCUAUGCUAGCAAACAAUUAUAAAAAUGUUCCUUAAAACAAUAGCACUGCUCAGUUUUUUUAGAAAAGCGAGUUGGAUUAGUUUUUUUAACAAAAUAAAUCUUAAGUUAAUGCAAGCUUAUAAGACUAAUUAUAGGAUAAACCAUAGCAACCAAAUAACAAUUUUGUUAAAAUUUCUAAUAAUGAUGUUGUUAAUUAAGAAAAUAACUAACAAUAAAUCUAACAAAAGCAAAUGAAUCAAUAAAGAGCUGAUAAUCUAACAAUGAGCUAAGACUAUUAGAAUUAAUUGAAAAAUAGCUUAAAUGCACAAACCUAAAUAAAUACGACAAAUUAAAAUCAGGAAAUUAAUUGUAGCAAUUUAUCUAGUGUUAAAUAAGAAUUUACUGUUAAGGAAAAUGAAUAAAUGAAUCAAAGUUAAAUACAAAAAAAUUCUUAAUAGCUCAUGUAAUAAUCGAGCUAAUCAUAGUUUCAAUAAUAAGUGCAACAACAUUAGCAACUCUAUGAUUAAUCAGCAAAAACAUCUCAUAAAGUAAUGAUUCAGCUGAGUGAAGAAAUUGAAAGAAUGAAUAACUAAUUAAAAAAUAAAAAUAAAGAGUUUCUGAUUCUGUCAGAGAAAUACGAUAUUUUAUUAGAAGACAUAAAAUAAAAAGAACUUGAGUAUUAGCAGAAUCUUUAAUCUAGAGAUAUAUUACUUUAGUAGCAAUUAUAAAUCUCUUAAAGAGACUAAACACAAAUAAAUACUCUUCUUUUGGAGAUUGAGAGACUAACAACUAUUAUAAAAGCUAUCCCAAAUGAAUAAUAAAGAACUGAAACGAAUGGAGAAAUAAGAUAAAAAGUUGAAAAGCUUAUAGAGAUGAAUGAAAGUUUGUUACAAGAAAAUAAAGAACUUGGCGAAGAAAAUAUGCAGCUGAACGGAGAAUGUAAAAAAUAGAAAUUAGAAAUAGAUAAUUUGAAAAAGAUAGUUUCAGAGCAAGCUCAAGAAAUUCAAAAUGUUUAAAAGGAAAAUGAAAAACUAGUUGCUAAAUGUUAAAAGUAUAAAUCAAACUAAGACAAAAAGACUAAAGAAAAUAAAUAAAUAAAAUCUUUCAACAACAACAACAACAACGAAAGUUGUUAAGAAGAAUUGCAGAAUUAAAUUCAAUAAUAUGAAGAAGAAAUCGAAAGUAUUAAGUAUUUACUUAAAGAAAAGAUCUAAGAAAUUGAAUAUUGGAAAUGCAAGGCUCAAUGUUACCAAAGUGAAUAUGAUGAAUUAGAGUAACGUCUUCAAACAGCUUUAAAGAGCAAUCAAAUUCUGAAUGAUAAAAUAACUAAAUUUUCAUAAAUUCACCUGCUGGAGAGUGGUGUAAAGGAUUAGCUUUCUCAUUCUUCUGAAAAAUAAAAGGACAAAGAAUACCUUUCAGACUAAGAAUAAGAUAAAUAUUACUAAACUAAUGAAGAAUGCAAUGAUGUCCGAUAAGUCUAUUAAGAUGAACAAUCAGAAAAAUAGUUUGCAGCAUAUCACGAUAUAAACAGCUAUAAUAAUAUAGACAGAUAUAAUAAUUUUGUAAUUAAUCAGCCUUCUCUUGAUGAUAUAGACCUAAGUGAUUUGUAAAAUCAAUAAAGAAAAAGUAAGUAUGGAAUAUCCUCUAUUUAAUAUUAAAAUAGAAUAUAAGAAUUUUAAAAUUAGCAGCCUCUCUAAGAAUUUACAAAUAGCAUUACUAUAAGAAAAAAAAAUUCCUAAAUUAACGAAGAUUAUAGCUCAUAAAGCUAACUCAGAGAUAAUAAGAAAGCUAAAAAUAAAAAAUGA